AUGCUCAGAGGGAGGUUGUCAGGAGCACUGAUGGUGAAGGGGCUGGCGGAGGCAGGCUGCCUUCAGAGCCCGAAGCUCACACCUGCCCGACUUCGGGGUGGGACCAGUACCAUCCCAGGUCCUUAAUGUCCCUUCACUUGCAGUGUCUUCGGUGUUUGGCUGUUGGCCACAGUGGGCAGGACCAUUCCUUGCAUGAGGCCCCAGCACCACUUCGAACAAAACCUCUCUUCUCUGUGCCCAAAUGAGGGGACUGCGGGAGCUGGAGGAGGAGCACUGGGCGGGCAGCGCAGAGCCUCUGCGAGGGGAAGGGCCCUUAGAGAAGCUACCAGCACGAGCGAGGGUGGCUCCUCGAGCAAGGAUCACAGCCAGUCACACUGUGCAUGAGGGAAUAAAUCACAAGAUAGUGGGAUUGCAGAGAUGGAGGAACUUCCCGUCCCACACAACAUCAAAAUAAGUAACAUCACGUGUGAUUCCUUCAAGAUUUCUUGGGACAUGGAUUCUAAAUCCAAGGAUCGCAUCACUCAUUACUUCAUUGAUCUCAACAAGAAAGAAAACAAGAAUUCCAACAAAUUUAAACACAAGGAUGUACCAACUAAAUUGGUUGCCAAAGCUGUUCCUUUGCCUAUGACGGUCCGUGGGCACUGGUUCUUGAGCCCAAGAACAGAAUACACAGUAGCAGUGCAGACAGCAUCAAAGCAAGUUGAUGGCGAUUACGUUGUUUCUGAGUGGAGUGAAAUCAUUGAGUUUUGCACAGCAGAUUAUUCAAAAGUUCACCUAACACAGCUUUUGGAAAAAGCUGAAGUGAUUGCAGGCCGUAUGCUUAAACUGUCUGUUUUUUAUCGGAAUCAGCACAAAGAAUACUUUGAUUAUAUCAGAGAGCACCACGGGAAUGCUCUGCAGCCUUCUGUUAAGGAUAACAGUGGCAGCCAUGGCUCUCCAAUCAGCGGGAAGUUGGAAGGCAUCUUCUUUAGCUGCAACACUGAGUUUAACACUGGGAAACCACCACAGGAUUCACCAUACGGAAGAUACAGGUUUGAGAUUGCAGCUGAAAAACUCUUCAACCCAAAUACUAACUUGUACUUUGGAGACUUCUACUGCAUGUACACAGCCUACCACUAUGUUAUUCUCGUUAUCGCCCCUGUUGGAUCACCAGGAGACGAAUUCUGUAAGCAGCGCCUUCCUCAACUAAAUAUAAAAGAUAAUAAAUUUCUGACCUGUGAUGAAGAAGAUGGUGUAAUGGUUUACCAUCAUGCCCAGGAUGUUAUUCUGGAAGUCAUUUACACUGAUCCUGUGGAUCUCUCCCUCGGCACAGUUGCAGAAAUUACUGGUCACCAACUAAUGAGCUUGUCUACUGCAAAUGCAAAGAAAGAUCCCAGCUGCAAGACCUGCAAUAUCAGUGUUGGACGUUAAAAAUUCCCUCGUUACUUAGGAGCCUUCAAACCUUUGUUGCCCAUUUCCAUAGUCAGACAUUUUUGUCAGAAGCAUGCACAUGCCACUGUCACCAAAAGCAAACAUGGGUCUUCAAAAUCUCCAAUAGCGUUUUUAGUAUUUCUUCUCUCCCUCCUUCCCUUCUGUUCACCCAAUGCUUUAAAUGAUUAGAAGUCCUGGAUUUAUUUUUUUCUGGCAACCAUUUAUACCUAGAUGCUGCAAAAAAUGUUUUCUGUUUCUUGCCAAACGUAACAAAAUCCUAUAUAAACUGCUUUAGCAAAACAAAAAUAACAGCUUAUAAUGGUGUUUAAAUAUGCAUUCAUUUUAACUACUGAACAAAUACUGGGAUAACUCCAAACAGCAUGAAAAGUUGUAACUGCAGCAUGAUUUAAAUUUCAAAUCCUAGAAAUGUCAGCACUUACAACGUAUUGUUUGACAGUGUUAUUUAUGUUAUUUAUAUUAGCUAACUGAAAACAGAAACUGUGUCUUGACAUAAUAAAUAUAAUAGAAAAAUAUUUUAUUUGUACUGUUGUAUAAAAUAUUAUACAAUCAUAUAGAAUAUAUAGAUCACAUUUUAAUAUCAAUUGUAUACAUGUCAUGAAAUCAUUUUCCCUUAUCAAAGAUGUAGUUUGUAAACUUCAAAUAGCUCUGUAUCUGUUCCUGUUGCUCUAGAUGACUUUAAUUAAAACAGAUUUACGAAGGA
Molecule: messenger RNA, 2131 nt
Organism: Cygnus olor (mute swan)
Lineage: Eukaryota; Metazoa; Chordata; Aves; Anseriformes; Anatidae
Gene: PHYHIPL
Product: phytanoyl-CoA 2-hydroxylase interacting protein like
Exons: 5
Coding region: 418-1410 (330 amino acids)
Cellular component (GO): cytoplasm
Molecular function (GO): protein binding
Source: RefSeq, a predicted model, not a curated record